Messenger RNA from Cornus florida, 654 nucleotides. RefSeq lists its product as uncharacterized. Lineage: Eukaryota; Viridiplantae; Streptophyta; Magnoliopsida; Cornales; Cornaceae. The transcript has a single exon. The record is from RefSeq and is a predicted model, not a curated record. Gene Ontology annotation, molecular function: nucleic acid binding. The coding region runs from base 1 to 654 and encodes 217 amino acids.
AUGGUUACCUCGACACCCUAUUAUGCUCAAGGGAAUGGCCAAGCAGAAGCGUCAAAUAAAGUUGUGAUUGAAAUUAUUGAAAAGAUGAUAAAAGACAAGCCGAGGCGGUGGCAUGAGGCCCUUUCAGAAGUCUUAUGGGCCUAUAGAAACUCAAAAAGGACAACUAUAGGGACAACUCCAUAUCGGCUAACGUUUGGUCAUGAUACAGUGUUGCCGAUGGAGUUAAAUGUAAAAUCGACAAAGGUUGCCUUGCAACAUAAUCUCAUUCUUGCCGAUUAUAACGAAGCUAUGCUUGCCGAGUUGGAAGACUUAGAUAAAGUCCAGAAACUUGCUUUGGAUCACCUUAUGGUGCAUAAAGCAAAAGUCAUGAGGGCUUACAAUAAAAUGGUGAAGUUCAAGUCAUUUGCAGAGGACGAUAUGGUUUGGCAAACAGUUCUUCCACCUGGAAAGGUAGAUAAGGUCUAUGGCAAGUGGUCACCUACUUGGAAGGGUCCAUACUUAAUUCACCAAGUAUUGCAUGGAGGAGCUUAUAAGUUAAAAAAUCUAGAUGUUGAAGUGCAUGAAAGGCCAAUAAAUGGAAGGUACCUUAAAAAAUAUAAGCCAACUAUUUUUGAGCUUAUGGAAGAAAAGAAGUUUCCAGUUAAGUCAAAAUAG